AUGGAUUUUGUAAUGUAUGGUAAGCUUUGUGGUCUUAGCUACGGAAAGAAAUAUCUUUUAGCUGUUCUUUCGUUUGACGAUUGUUAUUCGAGAUUUGUCUACGGAAAGACCUUGAAGCUGUUCAGAUGUUGCAGGACAUUUUUCUCAAGGCAGAAAGUAGGGAUAUUGUCAUGUUUGAUCACUGAAGAUGCUAUGCAGGGUCAUCCUGAAGAAUUAGGAUCACUUGUUGAAGUUUUAAAGAGUGGAAUGGUUACAAGCCAUUCAGGACAUCAAUACAAGCUUCAAAGUGAUGCAAAAUGUGAUACAAUGGGAACCUUGUGGCGCAUUCUAGGAGUAAAUAAUGCUGCUCAAAGAGUCUUUGGUGAAGCCACUGGAUUUUCUCUUCUGCUAACCACCCUCCAUAGUUUUCAGGGUGAUGGUCACUCAGAAGAACCUUGUUUAUUAGUUUACAUCAAAGUCUUCACAUAUUUAUUGCGCCUUAUGACAGCAGGGGUGUGUGGUAAUACUAUUAAUAGGACAAAACUGCAUGCUAUCAUAUCAUCACACACAUUUUAUGAUCUUCUAUCCGAGUCUGGCUUGCUGUGUGCGGAUUAUGAGAAGCAAAUGAUAUGUCUAUUGUUGGAACCUGCUCAAAAGUUUUUCUCUAAUGCUUAUUGCUUUGAGUUCAUUACAAGAUUUCCUUGAUUAAGUAAAUGUAUUAUAUCUUUUAUUACCAAGAUUUACUUGAUUAAGAAAAUGCAUUUUAUGUUUUAUUA
Messenger RNA from Gossypium raimondii (Peruvian cotton), 755 nucleotides. Its product is annotated as protein SPIRRIG. The coding region runs from base 1 to 684 and encodes 227 amino acids. NCBI's taxonomy places the organism in Eukaryota, Viridiplantae, Streptophyta, Magnoliopsida, Malvales, Malvaceae. The record is from RefSeq and is a predicted model, not a curated record. The transcript has 2 exons.